AUGCAGUCCACGUUGAUCCGGAGGUCAAAUUAUGGCAUGACUGCCGACGGUGUCAAGGGUAUUCACCCAUGGCGCCAGCGAGUUGGCUACAAGGCCUUUCAGAGCAAGUUCGGACCUCAAUACAAGAUUCAACCUCACGUCUACGGCAUCACCGCGCGGAAAGUCCUUUACUUCGGUACUCUUGCUGCCACCUUCGGCGCAUCUGCCGGCGCUUUCGCCAUCUUCUUCUUCGGCGAGGUCCCGCGAGUAAAGAGAGACAUUCUUUCCAAGGUCCCAGUCAUCGGCGGAUACUUCGUCAAGGAGAUUGCGCCCGAGGACAACCCCUUCUAA
This is a messenger RNA of Dissoconium aciculare CBS 342.82, 330 nucleotides long. RefSeq lists its product as uncharacterized. The coding region runs from base 1 to 330 and encodes 109 amino acids. The transcript has 5 exons. The record is from RefSeq and is a predicted model, not a curated record. Gene Ontology annotation, biological process: mitochondrial electron transport, ubiquinol to cytochrome c. Lineage: Eukaryota; Fungi; Ascomycota; Dothideomycetes; Mycosphaerellales; Dissoconiaceae.